This is a messenger RNA of Botrytis byssoidea, 288 nucleotides long. RefSeq lists its product as uncharacterized. The coding region runs from base 1 to 288 and encodes 95 amino acids. The record is from RefSeq and is a predicted model, not a curated record. The transcript has a single exon. Lineage: Eukaryota; Fungi; Ascomycota; Leotiomycetes; Helotiales; Sclerotiniaceae.
AUGAUUAGUUCUCCAAAGUACUAUGUAGCCAGUCCAGGUAUCGGGUACGAAUUCACACGGCAGUUACUCUUGGCACAUCCCCACAACAUCGUCUUCGCAACUUAUAGAUCUUUUGAAACGCCACAGGCCUUGUACGAUCUCGCCAAGGCACUUAAGGAUCCGUCUAAAUUACGGAUAUUGAGGUGUGAUUUUACGGAUGAGCAGACUCUCAAGGAUCUCUGUAAUAUACCUCAGUUGAUGAAGCAGAUUAUCGAAGCUGUAAUCAUUAAUGAUGGAGGCAUGGAUUGA